AUGACAACAGUAGACCACAUAAACCUCCAGGACACAUCGCUUUCAAGAAGGGACGCACAAUAACUCAAACAGGAACUAAUUCCUGAUAACUUUUAGAUUAAUUUGAAUUCGACGUCACGGAGCCAGGAUGCCUUUCCUCGGACAGGACUGGAGGUCACCGGGUCAGAGCUGGGUUAAAACCGAAGAGGGAUGGAAAAAGACAUCAGCAGACGACAAAAACAACAAUGUCUCCGUGGAGAGCUUCUGCAAAGCCGAGGAGGAGGAGUGUUUCAACAAGGAGAACCUGCUGCUCUCUUUCAGCUAUGACAUGGCUGCCAAGAAGAGGAAAAAAGACCUAAUGAACAACAACACCAAGGUCCCCUAUUUCCACAGGGAAAAGUGGAUUUAUGUUCAUAAAGGAAGCACCAAAGAGCGCCACGGAUAUUGUACACUGGGAGAGGCCUUCAACCGCUUAGAUUUCUGCAGCGCCAUCAAGGACACGAGGAGAUUUAAUUAUGUCGUCAGACUCCUGGAGCUUAUCGCCAAGUCCCAGCUCCCCUCGCUCAGCGGAGUGGCGCAGAAAAACUAUAUGAAUAUUCUGGAGAGAGUGGUACAGAAAGUUCUUGAUGACCAGCAGAAUGUUCGUCCCAUUAAAGAGCUGCUGCAGACGCUCUACGUCUCGCUGUGUGGUCUGGUUCAGGACAUGGGCAAGUCUGUCCUGGUGGGGAACAUCAACACCUGGCUGCACCGUAUGGAGAACAUCCUGCAGUGGCAGCAGCAGCUGGACAACAUCCAGAUCAACAGGCCCACAUCUACAGGCAUGACUCUGACUGACCUGCCUGCCAGUCUGCAGCUAAACAUCAUGGAGCGUCUCACGGAUGGCAGAGACCUGGUCAGCCUGGGUCAGGUGUGCCCUGAGCUGGGGGCCCUCACUGAGGACCGGCUGCUGUGGAAGAGACUCUGCCAGUACCACUUCACAGACAGACAGAUCCGAAAGCGCCUGAUGGUGUCAGACAAAGGUCACCUGGAGUGGAAAAAGAUGUACUUUAAGCUGAGCCGCUGCUAUCCUCACAGAGAGCAAUACAGUGACACCCUGCACUUCUGCACACACUGCCACAUCCUUUUCUGGAAGGACACAAACCAUCCCUGCACAGCCAACAACCCAGAAAGUUGCACCAUGUCCCUCUCCCCUCAAGACUUUAUCAACCUUUUCAACUUCUGAUCCCGCCCUGCUCCCCAAAUCAGAUGAACUGACUGUACAUACUGUACAUAGAAAUGUACAAUAUUGUUUUUUGUUCAAUAGCACAAUCAAUUCCUGGAUUUGUGUUUCGUUGAGGUAUUACUGGAGGGGGCUCAGGCAGUGGGACAAUUAUGCAAUCGAGUUAGUUUUGAGAACAGAGACCUCUGGGAGAGCUCAGUUGAAAGCUAGUGAAUGUGACAGAGGCAAAGAGAUGUGGUAGUCGACCUGUGGAUGGAGGAAGGAAGCUAAGGAUAAAGGGAACAUUCAGUUGUCAGAAUUUAGUCUUAGUUUGUGUGUGUUUUUUUUUUUUUUUUUUUUUUUUUUUUUGGUUUUUUUUUUAAAUCACAGCUCCAAAGUCAACGCACCUCUUGACCUCAGAUGUGUGCACUUGUUUUUCAUAAAUUGGAUAAUUUGGUUUUAUUUUUUAGUUUUUGAACCUUGUAAUUUCUUUCUCAAACACAGAAUGUAGCAUGAUUAUUUAUACCAGUUUGAAAUUGGGAUUUGUGUAAGGUAUAACAAGGGGAGAUGCAGAGUGUUUGAUGUUCAGGUGGAGUUUGCAAUAAUAUUCUGUUGGGCACUGGGAGGGAGAGCACUAAAGUUUGAGUUGCUGCGGUACCUAAGAGAUAAUGAAUGUAAGAAGGGAGCUGGUCAUGGAUUGUUAGACUGACUGAUGAUUCUAUAUGUUGACACACCACAGUAUGUUUUCUAUUUUUCUUUGUUGUUUUUCACUUUUAUAAAGAUUUGAUAUGACGUUUUUUAAUUUUAUUAAUUGUGUGUUAAUUUGCUGCUGUGGCUGCUAUAGCAACAGCACCUGAGUGCAGUAUUACCAAAGAUUGUAAUCAAAGUCAGUGUAACGAUGGCGUGUGCCUUAUCACGAAACUUGAAACCGGUACAGCUUAAUCCUUGUUUGUUUUCAGAUCCUGAUGCUGUUUUUAUCAUUGACAAAUGACUCUUUUACAGAAGAGUGGUAUAUAUGAUGUGAGACUCUGAUACCAAAGUUGACUGUCUGAAACAUCUUAUUUCUUUUGUAGCCUCAUGCAUGAUUUUUUUUUUUCUUUCAUAACCCACCCAGCAGAUUGUGUUUACGUAUUUAUUUAUUGAGAUUCUGGCACGGAAUGGAAAUAUUGGUAUUAAAGGUGCAAUUUGACCCAGACUUUUCUCCAUCACUGCGCAGACAGUGAGGAAUGAUGUACAUGCUAUGCAAUGCGUUCUGUUUACUUUCUGUUGAAUAAAUAAAAGAAAAUAACCCUG
Messenger RNA from Epinephelus fuscoguttatus (brown-marbled grouper), 2470 nucleotides. It is a transcript of the gene fbxo32, whose product is annotated as F-box protein 32. Gene Ontology annotation, biological process: protein ubiquitination. Gene Ontology annotation, cellular component: SCF ubiquitin ligase complex; cytoplasm; nucleus. Gene Ontology annotation, molecular function: protein binding. The transcript is spliced from 9 exons. Lineage: Eukaryota; Metazoa; Chordata; Actinopteri; Perciformes; Serranidae. Bases 128 to 1201 code for a protein of 357 amino acids. The record is from RefSeq and is a predicted model, not a curated record.